UGGGAAGAGUCCUAAUUUCAUUUUUUUUUUUUUUUCGUUUGUUUUGGUCCGUCGCACUUCUCCUAUCCGCCGUGUUGCCCUCCGGAGAAUGCCACCGGAGUCCCUUCGCUGUUCCUCUCUUCUGGCUCCAGUGAUUUGCAACGUCUCUUUGCGGAGUGACCUCGAGGAAUCGCGGUAGAUUCCGAAGAGAAGGAAGCGCCUUUAUCGUCAUGCCUUAUCUGUGAUCGGAGGAGAGGAGAGGAGCGGGAUUGGGGGGGAAGGGAGGAAUCAUGGUCUCGCCCGGGCUUAACCUGGUGAUGACAGUGAUCGGAUUCGCGGUGAGUAUCAUGUUCAUAGUUUUUGUGUGCACGCGGCUCAUCUGCGCGAGAAUCCACCUUAGGAGAUCGAGAACUUCGCUUCCUGAUGACGCCGCCAGAUCCGAACUUGGCAUUGCCAGUUCAUAUUCUAUACAACGUGGGAUUCAUGGAUUGGAACCGAUUACAGUCUCUAGCUUCCCUACAAAAAAAUUUGGGGAUCUUCCCUUUUCAUGCGGACAAGAAACACAGUGCACAGUGUGUCUUGCUGAUUACCAAGAGAAGGAUGUCUUGCGCAUUCUCCCUUUCUGUGGGCACAAUUUCCAUGUUAUUUGCAUAGAUAUAUGGCUGAAGCAACAUUCGACAUGCCCCGUCUGUAGAAUUUCCUUACGAGACUCUCCUGAUAGUAAACGCACACUGCAGCCUCUCUACUGCCCUUCCAUGCGACCCUUUUCUCCACCAGAAGCUUUUGUUUCUGAUCCAUGUCGGUCUCAGUUUGCAGAAUCGGGUUUUUCUUCAAGUGCAACCGAGCUCCGGAGAAGCGUACCACCUCAAGACGACUAUUUAGUCUAAUCAGUAACUGUCAUGGAUCCAUCUGCUAGUCUUGUUCUUCGAGUAAACUGAUCCUUGUCAAGCAACAAAGAUACCUCAAGCAUCGAUCAGUUAAUACAGGUGAUUGUGAUUGUCACUCCAUGACAUUUGAUAGCAUUAGGGAUUUAGAAACUAACACCGUACUUUUAACUCUUUAACAGAAUGCUGUUUUUAUUUGGUUGAUGAAUGUAAAAUAGUUUUUGAAGAGUGUAUCAAACAUUCACAAAUCAUGAUUAA
Zingiber officinale is the source of this 1121-nucleotide messenger RNA. RefSeq names its product RING-H2 finger protein ATL74-like. The coding region runs from base 270 to 866 and encodes 198 amino acids. The record is from RefSeq and is a predicted model, not a curated record. Lineage: Eukaryota; Viridiplantae; Streptophyta; Magnoliopsida; Zingiberales; Zingiberaceae. The transcript has 3 exons.